UUGUUUCCCGGUUUAAAUUAUCGUUUAAGUUCCUAGUCUCCUCAAUUCCGCGUAAACGGACACUCCACGCGUGUCCGUGAUUAUGUGAUCCGCGCAGCGAGGAAAAACGUGGUGAAAAGGAGCUUUAAAGCCAGCAGUCGGUGACACGCGGAAUGUUUGGUGCUACCCGGAAGAAGUUUAUGGAGGGGGGGAUCGAGAGCGAGUACGCUUCGGACGACUCCGGCCUCUACUAUGGCCACACGUCCAUGUUCGCUCCUCAUCGAGCCGACAAAGAUAUGCUGUCGUCUUCCUCCUCAACGAGUCAGCUGUCACAGCUGGGAGCCAGCUUAUACGCCCCACAGAGUGCUCUGGGCUUCCCUCUGCGCGGGAUCAACAGCAGCGCAGCUGCACCGCUAAGUCGAAGCUCGCUGAACCAGCCUGCCAGCCAGCUCUCUGGUCACACCAGUACUCCCAACUCUGGACAGCUGCACACGCCCCCCUCACCCAGCAGGGGGUCCAUCAUGCCCAUAAGUAGCCGGAGCGUGCUGAACCACAACCAGCAGGUCGGCGGACCAACGGGGCAGACGAGCGGGUUAGGAGGUGGGGGAGGAGAGAGGGGAGGCGGCGGGGGGAGGAGCGGCACCAUGGGGAGUCCCAGCCGGUCGUCUCCGAGCAUCAUCGGCAUGCCCAAACAGCAGCAGGCGCGGCAGCCGUUCUCCUUCAACAGGAAUCCAGGCUUCAACAUGAGAGAGUCCUUAACCAGCAACAUCUUCAACGGCACAGACGGCAGUGAGAAUGUGACGGGGUUGGAUCUGUCAGACUUCCCGGCACUGGCGGACCGGAGCCGGAGAGACGGAAAUUCGAAUCCCACGCCGCAGCUCAACCCGCUGGCCGGUCGGGCGCCCUACGUUGGCAUGGUAACCAAGCCAUCCAGUGAACAGUCACAGGACUUCUCGAUCCAUAACGAGGACUUCCCAGCUCUCCCAGGGCCAAACUACCAAACAAAAGACGCCAGCAGCAACAACGACGACAAAACGAACCUGAACUCAUCGGGGAAGGCCUCCUCCAGUGUCGACGGUCCGAAGUUUCCUGGCGAUAAGAGCUCUGCUCCCAGCAACAACAACCAGCAGAAGAAAGGGAUUCAGGUGCUUCCUGAUGGCCGGGUGACCAACAUUCCCGUCGGCAUGGUAACGGACCAGUUCGGGAUGAUCGGCUUGUUGACGUUUAUCCGGGCGGCAGAGACGGAUCCUGGCAUGGUCCACCUGGCACUGGGCUCAGACCUGACGACGCUCGGCCUGAACCUCAACUCGCCUGAGAACCUCUACCCUAAGUUUGCGUCUCCGUGGGCGUCGGCGCCUUGUCGGCCGCAGGACAUCGACUUCCACGUCCCCUCAGAGUACCUAACCAACAUCCACAUAAGGGACAAGUUAGCAGCCAUUAAGUUGUCUCGGUACGGUGAAGAUCUGCUGUUUUAUCUCUACUACAUGAACGGAGGAGACCUGCUACAACUCCUGGCUGCAGUAGAACUUUUUAAUCGGGACUGGAGGUAUCAUAAAGAGGAGCGGGUUUGGAUAACACGGGCCCCUGGAAUGGAGCCCACGUUAAAAACCAACGCCUACGAAAGAGGGACCUACUACUUCUUCGAUUGUCUCAACUGGAGGAAGGUGGCUAAGGAGUUUCAUCUUGAAUAUGACAAACUAGAAGAGCGACCCCACGUUCCCUCCACUUUCAACUACAAUCCUGCCCAGCAGGCCUUCUGAUUGGCUCUCCUCUCCUGCCUGCCUGCCUGCCAUUGGCCCUCCUGGCUCAUCAGUCCCCGCCCCUCCAGGUUUUCCCACCUCUGCACUCUCUAAUGAAUCUGGCCCGUGAGGACUCAGGACGGUCCCGGCGUCUCUGACAGACUUCAUCAUUUUAACGUUUUUCUCUUUUAUGUUUGUCCUUUUACCUCAUUUUUAUUUUCAUUUUAUUCUCCUCCAUACGUUGCUUUGGUCUGAUGAGUGAAACCCAGACAGAGAGGGGAGCUUUUAAUAACUAUCCAUCUGCUCGACUGAUUCCUUCCUUCAAUCAUCUGAAAACCCGACUGUUGUUUUCUAAGGAGGCUUUUAUGAAGAACCAGAUUUUAACAGAAAACCGGGUUAAUUCGCCCGUCAGAUGGAUACUUAUUUGGCUCUGAUGCAGAACAAGCUGAAAUAUUUUUCAUUUUCACCAGAAAUACAGAUCAGGACACACAUCACCACACUGUGGGCAAUCAGGAGAAAAAAUGCAAUGUACAUUGUAGCACUAUUUCAUAAUAAAAGAGAAAACUAUAUAUUUUUUCUGUUUUCUUGAUGUUAUCUAGUGAAUUUAGAAACAUUUAUUUGGAUCCGGUUCGGUUCUUGACACCUGAAACAGGUUCUUUAGCAAAUCAGUUAUUCUCAUCCUGUAGGUAAAUCUCGCUAACAUUAAUAAAAAAGAACUUUCUUUUUAUUGUCAACAAAUCAUAUGGUAGAACCCAAAUCAGUUGGAUGAAUAAACACUUUUUCAGCUGUUUAGUAAAAAUGUGAAUCUCCCAAAUUCUGAUUUAGCUAAAUGAACGUUAAGGCAUUUCAGCUUGACAUCAUAUCCGUUGUAACCCAGUCAGAGAAAUGUAUAAAUGCGGGUUAGAAGUGAGAAACUCAGGGUUCCUACGUAGAAUUUACAGAUGUUCUCCUUCACUCUCAAACACUUUUCUGUCAACCAGCCGUUUAAACGGCCUCAGCGGCUACAUUUUGGCAUCGUUUACUGAGAAAAAGAUAUUAAAUGGAGGUUUUGAUCUUCCUUCCCGUUUAUGCCAAAGUUUGGGAUUCUUUUAAACGAUUUAAAAAGUAAAAAAAAAAGAGGGGGGGAAAGUAAGACUAAGAAAAAAAAAGGCUUAAAGUGCAUAAUGGCACAGCUAGAAGUUUAGUUUAAUUCAUUUAUUAUGUUCAUUUUAGUUUUAUGGGUUGUUUAAAUGUGCCAAGAAUGAACAACUUCUAUAAAAUGGAGG
This is a messenger RNA of Cyprinodon variegatus (sheepshead minnow), 2983 nucleotides long. Its product is annotated as CCR4-NOT transcription complex subunit 2. The record is from RefSeq and is a predicted model, not a curated record. Gene Ontology annotation, biological process: nuclear-transcribed mRNA poly(A) tail shortening; regulation of DNA-templated transcription; regulation of stem cell population maintenance. Bases 153 to 1739 code for a protein of 528 amino acids. The transcript has 15 exons. Gene Ontology annotation, cellular component: CCR4-NOT core complex; P-body. Lineage: Eukaryota; Metazoa; Chordata; Actinopteri; Cyprinodontiformes; Cyprinodontidae.